CCCCAAACAAGCGGUGAUUCUUGCGGCCACGAGAAGUUUUCUCUAACUAAUGUGGCGAAUUAUUUGCCAACCAAUUUCGAGGUUAAAUACUCUAACCCAUCCCCUUUACUUGAUUCCUUUUCCUGCCCUCCACCGCCCUCUAGAGCGGAUGAUCCAUUAGACACUCAUUCUAUAGCUACAUCCGUCUGUCAGCAUUCAUCAAAGCAAUUCGACCUUGAUGACACUUCCUAUUCCAUUCAUACUAGUAAUCUCGACCAUUCUGAAUCAGGUUCUAUCAAAAGUAGCAAACAGGGACUGAACUCUUGCUCAAACAGUCAACCACCUCUUCCCAUUUCUUUAAUUUCUACCAAAAAUGAUCUUCCCCACUCCAAUGAGCCCCAACUUCUUCCAACAAGACAUCCAGUUCCCAUGAAACAAGUGCUCCGUCGCUUUCUUUCUGAGGCUAAUAUGGGUCCUGUUUUCGUAAAACGUAAUAAACCCCUAAAGCCACCUAAAUUGCAUGUGAAUAAAAUUAUACCUCAGGGUCGAUCUUAUAUUCAUUCAGGACUUAUCAAUAGACCAGUAAAUAAUUCUACUGAUAAACAGUCGCCUCGCCUUAUUAUGCCCGAUGCAUCUGCUGGUCUAGACCAAAAUAGCUGUCUCAGAAGCCGGUCUCCUGAGCCGUCUCAUUUAUCAUACCACACCUCUUCUCCCUCAUUGUCUUCCUCCCUCAAACUAAACUGUCCCUCGACACCCUUUUAUGUUUCCACCUUCACGCGCCAAAAUUCCACGGGUGCUAUUCCGCCUUCCUUUUUCGUGUCUAGUGAUCACUCGAAUCAUUGCCUUAAAUCACAAACGUCUGCUCUUGUCAAUCAGGCUCCUGUUCGCCUUUCCUCUCCGGCUAGAUUUGUACGCCCGGAUCCUCCUUUGAAGCAUCGCAAGUUAUGGCCCAAAUGGCUGAAAAAGGAGAAGCGAAAAUCAAAGACACUGGGCUAA
Messenger RNA from Protopolystoma xenopodis, 975 nucleotides. NCBI's taxonomy places the organism in Eukaryota, Metazoa, Platyhelminthes, Monogenea, Polystomatidea, Polystomatidae. The record is from the annotation of a GenBank genome assembly.